AUGGCAUCCUUCGGUCUCCAGUUCAUCGACAUGAACGAGCAUACUCAUGGUCAGGCCACCUAUCCCAUCGCAACUUUAAUGCUCCUCGCACUGUUGUUAUAUGUGAUCGUGAACGAAUUUAUCCGCUUUCGUGCGAGACUGCCAGGUAUAUCUGGACCGGUUGGAGUACCUUUGCUAGGAAACUUGUGGUCAAUCCGAAAGAACGCUGCCGAGCAAUACCGGAUCUGGUCCAAGAAGUACGGAGAUGUUUACCAAGUGUCACUGGGCAAUGUGCCUAUAAUCAUUGUCAAUUCUGCGGAGGCCGCGAAAUGUCUUUUUGGCCAGCACACCUCUGCAUUGAGUUCGAGACCAGAGUUUUAUACGUUUCAUAAAGUCCUCACUGGCGCUGCAACAACCGUUGGAACCACUCCAUAUAGCGACAGCUUGAAAAGACGUCGCAAAGUCACAGCGACAUCACUUAAUCGCCCUUCAACUCAAAGAUAUGUCUCCCACCUCGACCUCGAAACGGCUGAGUUCUGCAAAGAUCUAGUAGCUGAGGGAGGGUGGGGGGCAAAGGCUUUUGAUUCCUAUCCAUGCGCGCAACGUCUCAGCUUAAGUCUUGCAUUAACCACUAACUGGGGUAUUCGGAUGAACUCCCGUGACGAAGCUCUUUUCAACGAGGUAAUUGAAGUAGAGGACCAAGUAAGCCGUUUCAGAAGCGUUACUGGAAACCUGCAAGAUUAUAUUCCACUUCUAAGGUGGAGCCCGUUUAAUCGAACGACCAUAAAAGCUAGAGCUACACGCCUUCGACAAGAUGCUUACCUUGACCAACUCAACAGAGGUCUUGUCGAGCGCAUGGAUAAGGGCAUCCAGAGUCCCUGCAUUCAAGCAACAAUCAAAAAUGACGCAGAAAUUCAACUAAAUGAGGAAGAAAUUACCAGCAUCAAUCUGACCAUGAUAUCUGGAGGCCUGGACACGGUCACCACAGCAGUGGCCUGGCUUAUAGCCGUUUUGGCCAAACGCCCUGAUAUUCAAGAGGCUGCCUACCGAGCAAUUCGAGAAGUUCAUCGGGCCGAGAGUCCUCUCUGUGACGCGAACGACGAUCAAAAAAUCCCAUACAUCGUGGCUUUGGUAAAAGAGGGAUUGAGAAUGUAUACAGUCCUCAGACUCAAUCUGCCGCGAACUUCUAUCAAAGAAGUGACCUAUGAUGGCAUGACUUUCCCGAAGGGAACCACAUUCUUUCUGAACGCCCAUGCCUGUAAUAUGGAUUCAAAGUUGUGGCACGAUCCUGAAGUCUUCCGACCAAGUCGUUGGCUGGAGCAGCCGGACGCACCUCUCUUCACAUACGGUAUUGGGUACCUCUUGUAA
Molecule: messenger RNA, 1347 nt
Organism: Fonsecaea erecta
Lineage: Eukaryota; Fungi; Ascomycota; Eurotiomycetes; Chaetothyriales; Herpotrichiellaceae
Exons: 4
Coding region: 1-1347 (448 amino acids)
Molecular function (GO): monooxygenase activity; heme binding; iron ion binding
Source: RefSeq, a predicted model, not a curated record